AUGGAGCGUGAAAGCCUGCGUAUCUUCGACAGAGAGACUAAUAACUGGAAGGAUAACUACCCAACUGAGUUGCCCGCUCGUCCUGGCUGGAAUGACAAGGGUAAGGCCAUCUCCAUCCGAGUGAACCAGUACAAGGUCGUCGCUUGGCCCGACAAGGAUGUUCAGCAGUAUGAUAUCAACAUUGGUACUGGUGCUGAGAAGCGCGGAAAGAUCAUGGCUGUCUGGAAGUCGCGGGCUGUCCAGAGCGUGAUUACCCGUAACAACACCAUGUGGCUCUGGGAUGGCAUGAAGAUUGCUUGGACAUCUGCUCGUAUGCCUGAGCAACGUAUUAUGGUCAACUUCGAUGAGGAGAAGGGCCGAGCACCUCGAGACCCUAAUAAUCCUGAUACCUGCCUGUGUGUCAUCAAGCCUUCCAAGACCAUUCGCAUGGCCGUCAUUGAAGCCUAUCUUGCUGAGAAGAUUCCCUUUGAUUCUUCCAUUCUUGAGGCUAUCAACUUCCUUGAUCACUUGAUGCGUCAAGGUCCUUCUGAGCUGUAUACCCAGAUCAAGCGCAGCUUCUUCGCUCGCGGUGGUAACACUGUCUCUCUUGAUAACUGCGUUGUUGCCAUGAAGGGUGUCUACUCGUCAAUUCGCCUCUGCAAUCCCAAGUCUGCUGGUGGCAAUCCAACUGCUGGUCUGGCUGUCAACGUCGAUGUUGCCAACGGCACUUUCUGGGCUGCCCAGGACGUUCACCAGGCUGCUCGCAAUUUCCUCAAGGAGCGCAACCGUGCUUCCAACUGGGAUGUUUUCCGACAGAACCUUCGUCCCAUCAAGGAUGGUAAGGGCGGAUGGACCUGGUCAGAGGACCUUAAGUUGCUUCGCAAGAUGGCCAAGCUAAAGUUCACUGUCAAGCACCGUGGCAAGCAAGAUGACUUGAAGCAAUACAGCAUCAAGAGAUUCACAUUCUUGCCUAGACAAGAUGGUGGUCACAGCAAGAACACUUAUUUCAAGCUCAAGAACCGCCAGACUGGUUCUGAGGAAGAAAUCAGCGUCUUUGACUACUUCCGCAAGACCUAUAACAUCACCAUCAAUAUGUGGGAUAUCCCAUUGAUUGAGACUGACAAGGCCGGCUUGUUUCCCAUGGAGCUAUGCACUUUGGUUCCCAACCAACGCUACAACUUCAAGUUGAGCCCUGACCAAACCGCUGCCAUGAUCAAGUUCGCUGUGACCAGACCAAAGGAGCGCAUCGCUUCUAUUCAACAUGGCAUCGGCAUGCUUCGUUGGAAUGAGGAUAAGUAUCUCAGACACUACGGUGUUAAGAUUGAUUCGAACAUGACCUUGACCAAUGCCCGCCUUUUGCAACCUCCCGAGGUUCAGUACCAAGGAUCCAAGGCUAAUCCUGGAACUUCAGGUCGCUGGGACCUUCGAGGCAAGAGGUUCUUGCUUGCCAACGAAGAGCCACUCAACUCUUGGGGAAUCUGCAUCGUCAAUGACUGUCUGCCAGAAGCCGCCGUCCGCAACUUCAUGAAUGUAUUCAUUCAGACAUACAUUGGCCAUGGUGGAAAGGUCCAGAACAAGACCCCCUUCAUCUAUCGUCACGCCAAGACCGAGGACUUGAGUGCCAUGGUUCCCAACUUCCGUACCGCCACUGGCAACCAGGUCAAGGCUAUGCCUCAGAUUCUAUUCUAUGUUAUGCCUGGUAGAGACUCUUGGAUGUAUGAGCGCCUCAAGCGUAACAAUGAGUGUCGUUUUGCCAUGGUCUCACAAUGUGUCAACAUUGCACAUGUCCAGAAGGCUCAACCACAGUACUGCUCUAACGUCUGCAUGAAGGUCAACGCCAAGCUCGGUGGCACUUCUUGCAAGGUCGCUGCGACUGGAAAUCCUUUCAAGGUCCCCACUAUGAUCAUCGGUGCAGAUGUAUCUCACGCUUCGCCAGGCAGUGUCCAAGCCUCCAUGGCCGCUAUCACCGUCUCCAUGGACCAGAUCUGCUGCCGCUUCGCUGCUGCUGUUCAGACCAACGGACACCGUGUUGAGAUGAUCACCAAGAACAACAUCAGCACCAUGCUCAUGCCUCUAAUCAAGCAAUGGCAAAACAAUGCUAAGAUUGGUGGUGGCAGAAUCCCUCAGCACAUCUAUUACUUCCGUGAUGGUGUUUCUGAGGGUCAGUACGCUCAAGUCUUGAACCAGGAGGUCAAGCACAUGAAGGAGUGCAUGAUUGAGACAUUCGGUGCCGAGGCCGCCAACGUGAAGUGGACUGUCGCAGUCUGUACCAAGCGUCAUCAUAUCCGCUUCUUCCCUAAGGAUGGCGAUUCUCAAGCCGCAGAUCGCAACGGCAAUCCUCUUCCCGGUACCCUCGUUGAGCGAGAUGUUACUCAUCCAUUUGAGUAUGACUUCUACCUCAGUGCUCACUCCGCUAUUCAAGGUACUGCUCGACCAGUUCACUACCAAGUGCUUCUGGAUGAGGCCAAGGUCAACGUCAACGACUUCCAGAAGAUGAUCUAUACCUUCUCUUACCAGUACAUGCGCUCUACCACCCCCGUCUCCAUCUUCCCGGCCAUCUACUACGCCCACUUGGCAUCCAACCGUGCUCGUGCCCACGAGUCGAAGCCGGCUUCUGCUGGUCCUGGAGGUGGACAGAAGUUCGAUGAGGCUCGUCAAGAUGCUGCUGUCGCUGCCAAUCGUGAGCGCCGUACUCAACAAGGUACCUCUCAGACUGGAUCUUCCGCAGCUGUCGAGGUUCUUCCUCUUGUGCCUCUGGGUAAUCCUGAGAGUGGUAACAUUGCCAAGAUUCGUACUGGCAUGUGGUACAUCUAGAUUCUCUCCUGCUUCUUUGAGCUCUGUCCCUUGCUUUGCUCACUUUCACUUCUUGCGUUGUCUUAACACUACACUUUUCCUGGCUGUCAGCAAUUGCACAUUUUAUCGAUUCGACUCUCGUUUUAGUACGAAUAGCGCAAUCUUUUGAGGUGCGGCUGGCGGACUUGUAUUUUGAUUCUAUCACGAAGGGUUUAUGGAAGUCGCAUGGACUUGGUGGAGGCAGACAAAAAGGGAAUAAUAAUAGAUUGAUGGCAUGUUUGGGCUUGCAACCAGGUUUGUGCCUUUGCCGACAUCACGCGAGCGAUUACUAGAUAGCGAAUUCAAUGAC
Messenger RNA from Mollisia scopiformis, 3121 nucleotides. RefSeq names its product eukaryotic translation initiation factor-like protein 2C 2. Gene Ontology annotation, molecular function: protein binding; RNA binding. NCBI's taxonomy places the organism in Eukaryota, Fungi, Ascomycota, Leotiomycetes, Helotiales, Mollisiaceae. The coding region runs from base 1 to 2793 and encodes 930 amino acids. The record is from RefSeq and is a predicted model, not a curated record. The transcript is spliced from 9 exons.